Nylanderia fulva is the source of this 2216-nucleotide messenger RNA. Its product is annotated as 15-hydroxyprostaglandin dehydrogenase [NAD(+)]-like. NCBI's taxonomy places the organism in Eukaryota, Metazoa, Arthropoda, Insecta, Hymenoptera, Formicidae. The record is from RefSeq and is a predicted model, not a curated record. Gene Ontology annotation, molecular function: oxidoreductase activity, acting on the CH-OH group of donors, NAD or NADP as acceptor. Gene Ontology annotation, cellular component: cytoplasm.
UCGGAGAAUCACACGCAUUUACGCACGUGCGUGAAGGGUACGCACCGGUCGACGUCGCGCACACCCGCAUGGCACGCAGACGCACCAAUCAAUAUCGGACUAUACCGGGUGUGCACCCCGACUGUCCUGAUCGUCAGUCAGCUAGUGCACUAUCAACCACCAACCACACCUUCCGCUGCUUCCGUACUGUCAAUUGCAUCUCCUCGACAGAAGCAAAGCAUCGUCUGGAUCUGGACCUGGAUUGUAUUGAACCCGCAAGUUAUCCAGUUCGCCAGUCGCGAAAAGUCAACGCAGGCGGAAGAGUCCAAAAGGCACAAGUGUCGACAAGAAUUUAAGGAAAAGAUGGAAAUAAAAGGGCGAGUUGCCCUAGUGACAGGUGCCGCAUCUGGCAUCGGCAAAGCAUAUGCCAUGGAAUUGUUGAGUCAGGGUGCCAAGGUGGCUGUGUGUGAUAUUAACACCGAAGAAGGGGAGAAAUUGGUAGAGACAUUAGCUGCUAAAUAUGGCAAAGAUCGUGUAAUUUUCUCACAAUGCGAUGUCACGGAUUAUCCGCAAUUCGAAGAAUCGUUUCAAACAACAAUCGCAGAGUUCGGUCAUAUCGAUAUCGUUAUCAACAAUGCUGGUAUCAUGAAUGACCGAUUUUGGGAGCUUGAAGUAGACAUUAAUCUUAACGGAGUGAUACGCGGUACUUUGCUUGCUCAACGAUUUAUGGGUACGGACAGGGGUGGUCAGGGUGGAGUCGUUAUUAAUACCGGAAGCAACGUCAGCAUCAAUCCUUACGUCAGCGUGCCAAUUUAUUCCGCAACAAAAGCGGCUAUCGUCAGCUUCACCAGAGCUUUUGGGGAUCAAUAUCAUGUAGAUUUGACGGGUGUUAAAGUGAUGGCACUUUGCCCAAGUGCCACGGACACUAAAUUAGUACGAGAUGUCAAUAGGAAGCUUCUAUUGGCUCGAUACGAAGAUGCCUGGCAAAGAGAUACAGCCUCAUCAAAUCCUCAAAGGGCGGAACACGUGGCGAAGGCAUUGGUACAAGUGUUAAACACUGGCAAAAGCGGAAGUGUGUGGAUGGUGGAGAAGGACCAGCCACCUCACGAGAUCAGCUUUGCGAAAUUUCUCGUGCAGCAUCAAAUUAUUUGUUCUCGCUGCUUCUUACCUAUCGGUGCAAAUCCGAUCUUGUUUACCUCGAGAACAGUGCCUAAUGAGAUCGAGCCGAGAUCCGAAAAUUGCGAUCAGUAUUCAUCGUCUCGAGAAGAGCAAGACACGUCUAUGAUGGAGAUUCAGCAGAAAACCGUGCUUAUCACUGGCGGAGCCAACGGGAUCGGUUAUUGCACCGCUCAAGAACUACUUCGAAGAGGAGCAAAGGCUGUCACAAUCGUAGAUUUGCCAGAUUCGAACGGCGAAACUGCUGUUGCGGAAUUGAAGAAAGAAUUCGGCGCAGAUCGGGCCAUUUUUCUCGUCGGAAAUGUGGCGAGUGUCGAAGAACUCUCGGCUUGCUUCGACAAAGCUAUAGAGUCAUUUGGUACCCUGGACAUUGUUAUUAAUAGUGCCGGCAUCAUGAACGACGCGGAAUGGGAGCCGAUGGUUGAUAUUAAUUAUAACGGGAUUGUACGCGGCACAAAAUUGGGUUUGAAUCACAUGGGAAAGCACAAGGGUGGAAAAGGCGGUACUAUCAUUAAUAUGUCAUCUAUAGUUGGCUUGCAAAGUAAUCCGCUCGCACCGAUUUAUGCCGGGACGCAGUUUGCCAUCGUCGGUUUUACUUUAUCAUUACAGACUUUCUAUGAAAAGACCGGCAUACGUAUUUUAGUAAUAUGUCCCGGUCUCACGAAUACUGCCAUGGCUUCCAAAUUCAUGUCGAGCAAAGUUUAUUCAAUGGACAUUCUUGACGACGAGAUUGCUGCCAAGGAAAUGACAACGAUGGAGAGUCAGCCACCUGAGCAUGUGGCAAAUGCUAUUGUGGAGUUGAUCGAAAAGGGAGAGAACGGUGCAGUCUUCGUCAGCGAAAACAAUCAACCUGCAUAUGCUGUGCAAUUACCGUCUUACACCGAUCUGAAAGUUUCAGUGUAAAUUGUAAUUUACUGCAAAUCAUGUUUGGUACACAGAUAUUUGACGUCAUAAUUUUUCAUGAUUUAUAAUUUAUAAUAAUGAUUAAUUCUUGUUGAAAUAGUAGUACAAAUUUGUAUUUUUUCUCAUUGUGACAAAAUUACUUGUAAAAAAUUUUCAAU